Molecule: messenger RNA, 1029 nt
Organism: Ostrinia furnacalis (Asian corn borer)
Lineage: Eukaryota; Metazoa; Arthropoda; Insecta; Lepidoptera; Crambidae
Product: calpain-C-like
Exons: 6
Coding region: 1-810 (269 amino acids)
Biological process (GO): proteolysis
Cellular component (GO): cytoplasm
Molecular function (GO): calcium-dependent cysteine-type endopeptidase activity
Source: RefSeq, a predicted model, not a curated record
AUGGGGAUAACAAAUAGCUUUAGACGCGUUGAAAUAUACACAAACCCGACGUUUGUACAAGACAAUUGCGACACAUUCGACGUGGUUCCCGGGAAACUUGGAGACAAAUGGCUGGUGUCCUGUCUCGGGGUCCUGUACCUCAGCAAGGGGCUGUUUUACAGAGUGGUUCCAGCUGACCAGCGGAUGGACACACCUUAUGCAGGAGUCUUCAGGUUCAGACUAUGGUGGUGCGGACAAUGGCUUGAAGUAUUGGUGGACGACCGGCUCCCCACAGUCAACGGAAAGCUGGCCUUUCUGCAGACCAGCCACACGGGUCAACUGUGGCCUGCCCUGCUAGAAAAGGCGUAUGCCAAACUACACGGGUCAUACGAGGCCUUAAAGUACGGCAGCCUGCUGGACGGGCUGGCAGACCUGACCGGCGGUAUCACGGAGUCAGCGGUGCCCGGCGCCGAGACCACCGACGCCGCGUCACUGGCCAACCUGCUGACCACCACCAGUGUGGUCACUGCUCACCACUUCCCUGCUGUAAUAGAAGAGAAAAUAAAAGGGCUAGAGCUGGAAAUGAACUACAGAAUAUACAACAUUGAAAAGGUAAGGUAUUUGCUUUCGAGUUUGAAAUUUUUUAAUACUUUUGGUACUACAAAACUUCAUCACGCGCCCGAUAUUUUACAAGGCUCAUUUACACUGCACGAAAUUAGCCGAGUCAAGUCAAAAAAACAGUGGAGUGGGAAUGAAAGAUUUUUUAGAUAUCCGAGAAAGGCAUGCUGCUGGAAUAAAUUAACAAAUAUUUCAGGUCUUACGCAGUUGUGAAAGGUGCUAUUUUGCAACGAAUUAUAAUCUCAUGUGCUAUGAACUGAUCAUAAGGCUUUUAAAAGAAAAACAAACACUAUCCCGAUAGAUCCUGUCCAUUCUAUUUAGCGGCUAAUGGGCGCCCACUCGUUAUUAAUCCUGACUAGUGUUGAAAAAAUGACUAAAGCGGCUGAAUUUGACUGACCGUCAUUUACGGUUAAAUUGGUCAAAAACGUCAAA